Molecule: messenger RNA, 2378 nt
Organism: Brachypodium distachyon (stiff brome)
Lineage: Eukaryota; Viridiplantae; Streptophyta; Magnoliopsida; Poales; Poaceae
Product: annexin D5
Exons: 7
Coding region: 1219-2037 (272 amino acids)
Cellular component (GO): cytoplasm
Molecular function (GO): calcium-dependent phospholipid binding; calcium ion binding
Source: RefSeq, a predicted model, not a curated record
GUUCAAUUCGGCCGGAGAAUACGGCUAGCGCGGCUGUAGGCGGUGUUUUCGCGGCCGCAGGGAGGCUGCGCUAGACUGUAGUUUUGAACGACUGCAGUUUCGUUGCAGCGGUUUGUGUGAUACCUAAAUGUUAGCCGAGUCUCAGAUGAGUUGAGGAGCUGCGAGAAACGUUUCAGGUAGAAAUUGCUGUUUCUAUCGAGCGGCUGCUCGGAUUAAAUUUUCAGAGGACGAAAGGGAUGGUGGUCGGUUAGAUUUUGUUUUCUGAAAAUUGCUGUGGAGGAGUUCUGGUGGAGGUGAACUUCUUGUUAGAAACCUAGAGCUUCACAUGUUCAAAUAGUUAGAGGUCAGAAUGGACUGAAGUCGGGAUCGUGAUAUAUUUCAAGUUGCAGUGAUGGUAACUGCAGUACUGCACCGACUGAGGAACAUCUGUUUGACCUGUUCUGAAUAGAAUUUGGAGUCAAGUGGAUUGAUAUAAGAUCAAGGAGAGACGAGUUCUGUCCUGAGAGACGGUGCUUCGGGACGAAGUGCCAUAAGUGUAUAAUUUUGAUGUUCACAUAAAUAAGAAUUCGGUGUAUGCAAUAUUUAUGGGCUAUUGUCGUGUAUAAUAAUUGUGAUUACUGGUAUCCUGGUUCACAACUUGAUAUAUUGCCUCCUAAAUUUCCUUUUCUUUUAUUAUUUGUUUCCUUCUUAUCCCUUCCAAUUAUGCAUUCCUUCCCCUCAAACAUCCCAACCAUCCCCAUAUGUUCGUAGUAGCUUAAUAUUCAAAUUGCCAACUGCUUAGUGCCCCCCAUGAAAGGCUCAGCAUCUGAUCAAGGUGCUUUCAAGAAUUUAUUUGCUAUGGAUGAACCACUUAUUAUGGAUGACAGCUACUACCUAUGGCAUAAUGGUGAUGUAGGAGUUUCCAUGGCAGUGGAACUUGGGUGUUGUAACUAUUGAAGUUGUGUCCCCUAUUGUACCAAUACUACUCAAGUUGUACUGCCGAUUUCCAUGAUUAUUUGCACGGUGCACCCUUACCGUACAUAUAAGUACAUAUUUUGCUAGCAACCGUGUCAUAAUAUGCAGUCUAGUGGCAAAACAGCAUGUUUAGCAGCAAGUUCACAAAAGGUGCCUUUUGAGAUGGCAAGAUAGUACUUCCAUUUUGAAGCCAAAGGUAUCAUUACAGUUGGGUUUGGCUGUGAUAGUACAGCAGUUACAAAUAUACUUGGUCACCGCGACUCAAUGCAACGCGGAUACAUUCAACAUGAAUACAAAACUAUGUAUUCUGAGGAACUUUCGCGGCGUAUAUCAUCUGAACUCAGUGGAAACCACAAGAAAGCAAUGUCGCUCUGGAUUCUUGAUCCUGCUGGACGUGAUGCAACUGUUUUGAGAGAAGCUCUGAGUGCCGACUCUCUUGAUUUGAGAGCAGCUACUGAUAUCAUAUGUUCCAGGACACCAUCACAGCUGCAAAUAAUGAAACAGACAUAUUAUGCAAAGUUUGGUACAUAUGUUGAACAUGAUAUUAGUCAGCAAACAACUGGCGAUCAUCAGAAGAUCUUACUAGCCUACAUAGGGAUUCCACGAUAUGAAGGACCUGAGGUUGAUCCCACUAUAGUGACACAUGAUGCGAAGGACCUGUACAAAGCUGGUGAGAAAAAGCUGGGAACAGAUGAGAAAACCUUCAUCCGGAUCUUCACUGAACGCAGUUGGGCACACAUGGCAGCUGUUGCUUCUGCUUACCAUCACAUGUAUGAUCGGUCAUUAGAGAAGGUUGUGAAGAGUGAAACAUCUGGAAAUUUUGAAGUUGCUCUGCUAACCAUCCUCAGGUGUGCUGAGAAUCCAGCGAAGUAUUUUGCUAAGGUGUUAAGAAAGUCCAUGAAAGGUCUAGGUACUGAUGACAAGACACUUAUAAGGGUUGUCGUAACGAGGACUGAGAUUGAUAUGCAAUAUAUCAAGGCAGAAUACUACAAGAAAUACAAAAAGCCAUUAGGUGAUGCUAUCCAUUCCGAAACAUCAGGAGGUUAUCGGACAUUCCUGCUAUCUCUUGUUGGUGGCCAUUAGGCCGUGUUUGUUCGACCAUGCACACGUGUCUCCGUUGCAUCACAUUACCCUAAAUGCAGUGGCUCUACCUCACUGUGUUGUGAGCUUCACUGACAAUUAUUUUACUUUCUGUUCCUUAAUGUUUGCUCAAUAUAUGUGUAUAUAUUAUUCAGAUCUGGGGACCUUAGUACGAUUGUUGCUUGCUAUAUGUUGGUGGUUCCAUCUUCCAUGGAGUAUGUACUACCAUCCUGAUGUUACCAUGUCAUUUCGUUCGGUGACUGUAAUCGGUUUUAUUGUCUUUAACUGCAGUUCACACUGUUAUUUUACUUAACUCAAAAAUAGUCAGUGUGUCCUGGUUUCAA